GAGAUGAGCACGCCUUUGCCGUGAAAAAUCCAGCGCGUGCGGCCAUGGAAGGAACGCGUGACGCUCUUGUCGAUUGCCAGUCGGCUGCGACGCGUUGCGUGGCAUGGAGGAUUUAGUUCGUGUAAAAUCAUCAUUCAUUCCUGAUUAACGAGUCAAAGCAUUUCGAGGUUUUUGUUGAUAUUCGUUAAUCUGGAAUUUAAUAUCGACAGUGUUUUUCAAAAUCGUAUUGAGGAAUAUUAAAAGGGUGUUUGAUUUAAACGACCGAUUUUUAAUACACAGAAGCAGAAUUAGAAAAAACAUUUCGUUUCGCACAGUGUUUUUUCUUAACGACUUCGUUAACGUACCAUUUCGGAGCAGUCAAAACGAGAUAAAGAAAAAGAAAAGAAAAGCAAACAAGAAAGAUAAAAAGAAAGGAAGGAAGGAAGGGAAGGGAAGGAAAGGAAAAAAGGAAACAAUAAAACAUGGUGCUCCCCAAGUGUUACGGAUUUGUUAAGUACGCCCUCGUGUGGGUGAAUCUCGGCUUUUGGGCGAUUGGAUUAGCAGCAGUGGUCCUGUCGAUAUGGAUUUUAUUCGAUCACAAUUUUCUCGUGUCCGUGACACAAGAACAGCACAAUUUCAGAGCAGGCCUUUACAUCUUGCUAGUAGCUGGACUCGUCAUGCUCGUGGUAGCCUUUCUUGGAUGUUGCGGAGCCUUUCGUGAGUCCCAAUGUAUGCUAGUUGGCUUUUUCAGUUGUCUAUUGGUCGUAAUAGUCGCACAAAUUGCUGCUGGAGUUUGGCUUUAUACAAAUAGCGAUCGUCUCGAAGAACUCGUCAAAUUAUCCGUCAUCAAUACCGUUAAGAACGAAUAUGGAGUAAUGGAAUUUCGUACUCAAACAGUGGACGCCUUUCAAUCGGGUCUUGGAUGUUGUGGUGCAACCGGACCAUCUGAUUGGGCUGGCAGUAAAUACGCCAAAUACGAUUCUUCCAUAGCUCUUUCCUUAACAGUUUCAAAAUCCGACAACACAUACAAAGUACCGAAAUCCUGUUGCAUGGAUAGGGACAGCAUAGCUUGCGAUAUAGCUCGCAAUUUUAAAUUAGGAGAUAUCGUUAGCCCUGCUAUUUAUAACGAGGGAUGCAUAGACAAAUUGGUGAAUGCAUUGAAGAGUCAAAGUUGUAUCGUUAUUGGAAUUGCUAUAGGUGUUGGUAUAGUUGAACUUCUUGGUUUGAUAUUUGCCUUGAUUUUAUGCUGCACAAAUGGCUCAUCGGACAGAUAUAAAGCCUAAAUCAAACCACGAUCUUUAUUGGGUCCCUCUUAUAUUCGUCCAAUUUGCAGCAUAUAAUAUUCAACCGAAGCUAUAACCGAUUUCGUUGCUCUACUUUUGUGCCAAGAUCGAUUUAUAUCAUUCUAUCAUUUUCUCGUUCUAUAAAAAACCGUAUCAUCCUAACGUACAAGGAAAUAACACUAUGAGGAUGGGGGAUGAUAAAAUAAUAAUAACGAUAAUUCAAAGAAAUCGGUUAUUCAAUUUUCCAAUGGCACAAUAUCGACGAUUUUUGUAUUCAUGUGUUGCACAAAACGUCUCCGUUAUUUAAGGAAAAUUUAAUAUUACGAUUUUAUUCGUAAUUCGUAUAUCUGCUGAUUUAUUAUUAUUUUUUUUUGGCAGAUUUUUGUAACAACUUCAACGGUGUAAUUAUUUACAAUUAUCACCUAUAACGAAGGUAUAAUAUUUAAGAGUAUGAGUUGAAAACGACUGAAACCGAUUCAAAUCUCAAUCGCACUGAAUCUCCGAAUUGAAUUUAGCUUUACUUUACUUUGUGUGAUUUAUUAAAAUCACAGAUUUCUAUUAUAUAUAUAUAUAUAUACACAAAUGUAUAAAUAUUAUAUAUAUUUUGAUAAAUGUUCAAGAUAAAAUAGAAAAAUCAUGUAACGUUUAGAAGUACCUAACGCAUCGUAUGCUUUUCUUUUUUCCAGGCCAAAGUAAUAGACCAAAAAAAAGAUUGGUAUCGAUUUUAAUAUAAACACACACAC
Molecule: messenger RNA, 2005 nt
Organism: Polistes canadensis
Lineage: Eukaryota; Metazoa; Arthropoda; Insecta; Hymenoptera; Vespidae
Product: CD9 antigen
Exons: 4
Coding region: 462-1262 (266 amino acids)
Cellular component (GO): membrane
Source: RefSeq, a predicted model, not a curated record